CGCGGGGGCGGUGAGUUGAAGGUAGCUGGUCAUUGGCAGCCGGCGCUCCCGAAACAGCAGCGGACAUCUGCCUAUAAUAUCCCCCGCAGUCCGUCCGGGCAGGGAGGAGUUAAGGCCGGCGGGGCGGGGGAGCCAGCUAGGCAAUCGGCAAGAGCCGCGCCUGCGCAGGGGGCCGGGCUUUGGCCGCUGUCUGGCUCGUGAAGUUGUCCAGGGGCCGGGAAGAAGUUGGCGGCGCUGGGCGGAGGCAGCGGGCGGUGGGGCCGGGCUGCUUGCUCGGGUCCCUGCCGGCCAUGGCGUUCCGCAGGCGGGCCAAAAGCCACCCGCUCUUCAGCCAGGAGUUCCUCAUCCACAACCACGCCGACAUCGGCUUCUGCCUGGUUCUCUGCGUGCUCGUCGCGCUCAUGUUCGAGGUAACAGCCAAGACUGCCUUCUUGUUUAUUUUACCUCAGUAUAAUAUUAGCGAGCCUACAGCAGAUGGUGAAACCGUUCAUUAUCACUAUGGGCUGAAGGAUUUGGUCACAAUCCUCUUCUAUAUCUUAAUAGCAAUAAUUCUGCAUGCUGUGGUGCAGGAAUACGCCUUGGAUAAAAUCAACCGACGGCUCCACCUUUCCAAGAUCAAGCACAGCAAGUUCAAUGAGUCUGGACAGUUGGUAGCAUUUCAUCUCAGCUCCGUGGUUUGGUGCUUAUAUGUCGGAGUAACGGAAGGAUACUUUUCAAACCCCAAGAGUCUGUGGGAGAACUACCCUCACGUUCAUCUCCCGUUCCAAGUCAAGUUUUUCUACCUUUGCCAGCUGGCCUACUGGCUGCAUGCACUGCCUGAACUGUAUUUCCAGAAGGUGCGAAAGGAAGAGAUCCCUCGUCAUCUGCAGUAUAUCAGCCUCUACCUGGCACAUAUAGCUGGAGCAUAUCUCCUAAACCUCACACGCCUGGGAGUAAUCUUGUUGUUGCUGCAGUACACGGCUGAAUUUUUCUUCCACUUGGCUCGCCUUUUCUACUUCACGGCUGAAAACAACGAAAAGCUGUUUAAUGUAUGGGCAGUGGUGUUCGUCACCUCCCGGCUCUUCACCCUCACCCUUUCCGUGCUGGUCAUUGGCUUUGGGCUGGCUCGGGUGGAGAAUCAGGCGUUUGACCCUGAAAAAGGAAACUUCAACACUUUGCUUUGCAGGAUGUGUGUGCUGCUUCUGGUGUGCUUCUCACAGGCCUGGAUGAUGUGGCGCUUCAUCCACUUCCAGCUCCGGCACUGGCGGGAGUACUGGAACGAGCAGAGCGCUAGAAAAAGAGCUGCAGUCGCUAUCCAUAGCAAACAGCAAUCCAAGACGGUCAAAAGGGAGUCAGGCUACCAUGAAAAUGGAGUGGUAAAAGCAGAAAAUGGUACCUCGCCACGGACCAAGAAACUCAAGUCUCCAUAGCGCCAAAGCACAACCUGCAAGGAUGUUGGAGGAGGAGGAGGAGGAGAAUGAAAGGAUGGGGACUCUGGGACUCGGCAGCAGCAACCUCCUCUUGUCCUCUCAAGCUCCACCUCCGAUGGCUUGAACACACAUCAUGAAAAGAUCUCUGCCUCCAAACAGUUUGCAGUAACAACCAAAAAGCCCCUUUCCCUUUACAGUGGGGCUUAGGAACACCAAACACUUUCCCCAUUUGCAAUGUAUUGCCUUCUUUUCCCUUUCCCCUUAUUUUUCAACGUGUUCUUGCUCAUUCUUGUCCCUAGAAACAUCUUAUAAGUCAGUUUUCCACCAAAAUCUAUUCCCUUAAACACUUCUUCCUCUCCACUCUCAUUGCAUCCAGUGAUGCUUUGACUUGGAGAGAUGGCAGCUUUAGGACAUGUGUGGUGUUGCCAUGGGAAUAGAACUUUUGAGUGGUUUCUGGAUCUUUGACCUCACCCCCCCCCGCCCAACCCCUUAAGAUGUUGCACUCUUGCAGUUUGUGGGGGAUGCAGUUUCGGUCAUAGUUGUGGAGUGAAUGUUAUGGGUGUCCCCCCCCCUAGAUUUCAUAAUGCAUCCAGUAAGCUUGGUGAAAUGUUUGGGAUGUGUCAGGCCUUCACAAACAUGAUGGAGACAUGAACAUGGAGCUGUGCUAAGACAAUUCUCAGCAGUUGCCAUUUUAGCUCCAGUUGCAUUCUGGAGAGUUGGACAGAAGCAAACAUCUUUCCCACCCUUUGUCCUAGCACGAAAUAGAAAUCAUUCUUAUCUUAGCAGGAACUGAAUUCUCUCAUAAUGCCAGCAAAGAAACCUGCUGGCCUAGCUUGUAUGUGACAUGCUUUCCAUCUCUUUCCAACUUACAGUGCCUUAAUGAAGGAAAAGCUUUGCCAUUCUCACUCAAAUGGCAGCAUAGGGUUUGCUUGUAAGGUAUAGCCUGCAUCUUCCUUGCUUAGCAAGCAAACAGUUCUUAUACCUUGAUAGAAUAUAUAUAAAACAGGUUUCCUUCAUGUAAGUUCUGGUGUAAUCUUCAUGUCUGAGUCCAUCAUGUUUGUGCUCAUGCUCCAUCCAUCCAAAUAUAGGAGAAUGAUAUUGUUGCUCUUUGACUCUUUCCUCCCCUUCUUGUCAACCAUUCACUCACCAGUAUUGUCCAGUGGGAAUUGAACCCAUUUCUGCUCUGGCCACUUGUGGCUCCUGAAAAUGCUGUGCUCCCUGCCCCCGCCGCCCCGGUACCUAAGGCCAUAUAGGUUGCUUCCGCCUAGAAUGCUGGGCAAUCCGGUUCCUAACUCCUUAAUACAUGGAUGAGUUAUGAAGGGGAGGAAUUGAAGCUGCCUAUUAAUGGGGGAAUUGUUUUCCACAGAGUCUGUUACUUUCUUGUAGAGCUGGUGGAUGGAAUCAAGUCAAUCUACCUCACCCUUUCCUAGCUGCUGCCUUUCCUUUUUGUUUUUGAAGGAAAUCUAGCAGUGUCAGAGUAUUUUGGGAGAGCAAAGAAGGGAAUUGGUCUUUCACGCAAGAAUGUUUUGGUUCUUGGUUCUACUGUGUGCUGUUUUCCAGAAAUGGUAUAUCCUGCCCUCCUUAGUGCAGUCCACAUUGCCACAUUCAGCCACACAGUUCUGAGUCCUGAUACUGCUUUAAGCCGCAGUGCAGCUGGAUUGCCUUAUGAAUGUUCUCAACAUUUGGAGACCCUCUGGAUUGUAGUUCAUCACUUAAUACAAAGAAGGGAUAUUGAGGCUUCCAUUUUCCUUGGUCAUAGCUGAGGCUCCUCUAUGGCAUCCUCUCCUGCAUUCUUGAUCACAGCAGCAUUUCCUUCUGAUGGAUGUAGAUGAGGAAGUGUGUGACUUUCAUCAAGAAGUAGGCAUCGGCUAGGAAAUGGCAGCAGUGUUCAGCAGUCCUUCAGGAUGGGUGGGAUGGAUGUGCCUCUGCUGAAAGCUCAGACUGAGACUGGUGCAUGUCACUCAGGACAGCAGAUGCCUAGUUUCUUCUCACUUGUAUCACUUUACAAAGUUGGACUCUUAAAAGUGAAUGGUGCCGAUUUCAAUUUCACCUUGUACUUUUGUAUGGUUUUGUCCUCUUGAUCCCAUGGGUUCCCUCAGUUGGGUCCACACAACUUGGGAUCCACCAAGCCAAAUACUGUGUAUCAGCCGUGUGUCUCAUCCCACCAGGGUUUUAAUAUAUUUCUGAUUUCCCUGCUGGGGCAAUAAAUCCAAGGGAUUGCUAGGCUCUGACAGGCCACUAUGCAUGGCUGAUGGCUUGUGUUCUAGCUUGGCCAAACACAUGCCUGUGUUUUAGCUUGGCAGCAGGUGGUGUGGGCCUAUCCUCAAUCAGUGUUGUUUGGUAAAAGGCGGUGAACAAGAUUCCCUAGCAGCUUAUAAGGAUAGCUGGGUUUAGUCUGUUGCAGCAAAAAUAGCAGAGCAUCUUGUAGCACCUUAAAGACUAACAGGUUUAUUGUGGCUCCAUUGUUGGUAGCCUAGGGUCUUGCAGCAUUUGAACUCCUUAUAGUAUUGGAACUGCUGUAGCAUCCUGUAGAUUUUCUCCUCCUCAUUCUUUUACUAUACUUCCUAGUGCUGGCUAGCAACAUGUAAAGCAGGUAACUACUGGAGAGCUUCCCCGGAGCUGGCCAUUUCCUUUCCCUCCAAAAACUUGGAAUGUCCUGAUGAGGGAUUUUUCUGAGCCAAAGCCAAACUUCUCACAUUGUGCCUGUCGCUCCUGGGCUCCCGUUGAGCCUGAAGUAUACCUCAUCCUUGUGGUUUUUAUAUAGGAGUGAAGGACGAAAGUGGGUAGAUGCUGGUGCUAUGUAGGUCAGGUUGGGUGGGCUAAGCCAGCAGGAUCUCUGUUGGUUCAGCCUAAUGGAAACCAGACCUGCCUUCAUUCUGCCCACCUACUUCCUGCAAAUGAUUGGCCCCUGUUCCAAACCAAGGGCCCGUAGUUCAAAGCUGGGGCCUCCCCAUGUUUCAUUAGACCCUAACCUGCUGUGGUUCAACGACCUUUGCCAAAUGGGACUUCCCUGGUUUUGCAGCAACCUAGGUCUGUCUUUUGUCUUCCAAAGCAACUUGGAGAAGCUGCAGAAAACAGGCUUCAGCCUGCCCAACUUGUCCAACUUCUUUUUUUUCCCCUUCCCCUGCACAAAGUUGUCAAUAUACAAUGUAGUGCAUUGCAGUUCAUACAAGUGCCUUACAUUGCCACGUAGCCUUUCAUACCUUUUUGUCUUUUGUAUGCGUAUCUGUCUAUAUAUACUUUUUGGUGCAUUUCACAUAUGUACGCUAGUUUAGCUAUUCAUAAAAGGGACAGCAUUUGAACAUUUUGCCUCAUUUUUCUAUGCCUUUUUUGACUGUAGGUAGGUAUUCCUUGGCGAAUAUAAAAUCCUUCUGCCGCUUCACUGGAGCAGUUGUGGACACACACAUCUCUGUGGUAUUGCUGCAAUAUGUAUUCCAAUAAACAGGUGUGCUUGCUUCCAUUACCUGCCUUGAAUUCCAGGUAGCUUGCAUUCGUUCGAAAGCACUUUUUGCAAAUAAAGCUACAAGGAGUCUCAUUCCUGUUGUGGUGGUAUCUGUGGGCAGAACUGCAGUUAAAUGAAGUUCUGAGACUCAUGGGUUGGGGGUGGGGCGUGGUUCCACGAUGCAGCAAGGAAGCUUCAAUUGGAAGAAGGGGGAUGUAAGAAGCGGGAUUUUUAACCCUCUUUCUCCCCUGCAGCACUUCUGCUGAUCACUGGUUCCUCCUUCUGCUGCUUUUACCCUUGCAAGGGAAAAAUACAGGUACUUGUUUCUUUUCCUUGGUAGGAGUAAAAGCAAUUAGAGGGGAAGUAUUAAGGAGCUCUUCUGCUCUGCUCCUAACGUUCUGCUUUAAAUUGCAGCCUCACCAGCUGCAUUUUGUAUGUGUUUAAAAAUUUCCACACACUAAAAUAGAACUACACAUAAUAUGUAGUAGUUAGACAUAGUAUUGUACACAUAAUGUGUAGUAACUAUGUAGUAGAACUACAUAAUGUGUAGUUCUCUCUUGGGAAUUCAUAAGUGCAUGUGUACACACGCAGACUUACUCCCACAAAAUGGGGAGAGUGCCCAUAUCAAUACUGCCACAUUUGACUCUGUUUCUAAUUCAGGGUUACAUCACCUCUGUCUUCCAGGUUGACCAACAGAAAGCUUACCUAGAAUUGUAGUUGAUAUCUAGAUCGUUACAAAAACCUGGGGAGAGGAGAGCUGGUCUUGUGGUAGCAAGCAUGACUUGUCCCCUUUAGCUAAGCAGGGUCUGCCCUAGUUGCAUAUGAACAUGAGACUAGAAGUGUGAGCACUGCACUGUAAGAUAUUCCCCUCAGGGGAUGCAGCCUCUCUGGGAAGAGCAGAAGGUUUCAAGUUCCCUCCCUGGCUUCUCCGAGAUAGGGCUGAGAGAGAUUCCUGCCUACAACCUUGAAGAAGCCACUGCCAGUCUGUGUAGACAAUACUGAACUAGAUGGACCUAUGGUCUGAUUCGGUAUAUGGCAGGUUCCUAUACUCCUAUGAAAUAGGGCUCAUGACUCUGAUGUAUCAAGUUGCUGUGAUUUUUGAUUUUUUAUUUGGUGGGGGAAGUGUUCCUUAUCUUCCUGCCUCACCUAUUCUAGAUUGAGAGGUCUUUUCCUGCCUGUCUUGUCCUAGGUGGAUCAGAAGAUAUGUAGCAUUAUUUUGCAGAUCUAGCUAUAAACUUUCCAAAGCUCAGUAAAUAGAUACCUUUGCACAGGAGGGCAUUAAAAUUUGUAUUCUUGAAAAUAGUUUAGUGUUGGUUUUUUUAAAAAAAAAUCUGAGGAAACUAUAAUUCCUUUUAAGCUUCCUGCCCACACAGCCCUUAUGUGUUUAGUGGCUGUUUUUAGAAAAGUCAAUGGAUACUAUAUAAUACUAAUCACAGAAGUUGUAAAUAACCUACUUUCAGUCUGGAUAGAAUUAGGGCUUUAUUCUAUUUCCGAUGCUACAGAUGAAAACCAGGUACCCCAGAUACUUGAUCUUGUGUCUUCCUGAAGAAUGGCCUUCAUUAUCCUGAGUGCACAGCUGGAUCAGGAUUGUUACCAAGGGCUUUGUAAAUGUAGUCUUUAUAUGAAACCUAUAUAUUCUUAUCACUGUACUUUAAGUGAAUCCUUUGCACAGGCAGGGUACAACAGAAGAUGCUGGAUGUGUGCAUGUCUGGGGCUUCCCCCCAUUAAUUUCUAAUUAUCAUGGACCAAAUUUCAGUCACAAACCUGAGAUAAAAUGCCUGGUCUUCCAUAUUUAAUUUUAAACUUCAUGUUUCUGGGGAAAGAUUUUCAGGAUUUCCUUCUCAAUAGUUGUUUGUUCCCUGUCAUGAAAAUACAAAUUUUGUAUGGAUUUUUAUAAACAGAUCUGUGAUGCAAAUAUUUUCUGAAAUAAAAAGGCAUAGAAUGAUCAAAAGUG
Molecule: messenger RNA, 6805 nt
Organism: Hemicordylus capensis (graceful crag lizard)
Lineage: Eukaryota; Metazoa; Chordata; Lepidosauria; Squamata; Cordylidae
Gene: TRAM2
Product: translocation associated membrane protein 2
Exons: 11
Coding region: 291-1409 (372 amino acids)
Biological process (GO): SRP-dependent cotranslational protein targeting to membrane, translocation; protein insertion into ER membrane
Cellular component (GO): endoplasmic reticulum membrane
Source: RefSeq, a predicted model, not a curated record